AAUAUUCAAUUGCUAGCUAAGCAACUUGAAUGGGCAAUUGAUAUUUUGAAAAUUGCACUUCCAGAUACAAUAUUAGUUUUUGGGUUUGAUAAUAGUUCUAGCCAUGAAGCCUUCGCUAAAGAUGCAUUAAUCAUAAACAAAAUAAAUAUUGGUUAUAGUAGUGAACAACCCAAAAUGCACCCUAGUCGAUUUUCUGAUAACACAUUUCAAGAAAUAGUUUUUCCAUUAAAUCAUCCAGAUGAAAAAAAAGAA
Racocetra persica is the source of this 252-nucleotide messenger RNA. Lineage: Eukaryota; Fungi; Glomeromycota; Glomeromycetes; Diversisporales; Gigasporaceae. The record is from the annotation of a GenBank genome assembly.